Medioppia subpectinata is the source of this 756-nucleotide messenger RNA. NCBI's taxonomy places the organism in Eukaryota, Metazoa, Arthropoda, Arachnida, Sarcoptiformes, Oppiidae. The record is from the annotation of a GenBank genome assembly.
AUGGCCCUGCAAAGUGUUUGUCUCUCUCUUGUGUCUGAAUCGGUUGCAGUGAUUGUCACUAAAUAUACGUUCGUCUCAAUACAUACUCUACGUGAGAAGAUAUCAACUGAAGAGAUCAUGGAAUUGAUUGCGAGUAAAAUAAUCCGUUAUCUGGCAGUGAUUGCUGUGGCGCUGAUGGCUGGCAAGACAUUUGCCCGAAGCGACACCGCGUCCACCAAACCUACCACUUAUAGCCCCUACAGUUCACUCAUGUAUUCGCCGUACUCUUCGAUGAUGUCGUCCAUGUAUUCGCCGUACUCGCCAUCGAUGGCCGCCUCAAUGGUAAUGCCCUAUUACUCCAGCGCUUACCCGUACGCCCCGUCGGCCGCCGCCGCCACGGGUUACGGCCACUCAUCCAGUUAUCAUCCCUCACAAUACAUGAUGGCCGCCAGUUAUCCGCACUCGGCGUACGUCCCGAUGCCGUACGGUUACGGAGGCUACAGCUCAGGCGCAGGCGGUUACGGCUCCGGUGGUUAUGGAUCCGCUUAUUCGCCAGUUUCUAGUUAUUACGGAUAAUCGUUUUGCAUCUGCUUUGACAUUCAAUUUGUUUCUCAAACAAAACCCAUAACUUAUUACUUAUAAUCUUAAGUUAAUUUAAAUACAAUAUAAUCGACAAUCAAUUACACCAAAAAUGGGACUCAAUUCGCGACUUAUGGCUCAUUAUUUACCCGUAAUUUCAUUCAAAAUCAAUAAUACAUUUCUUCAAACAAAAUAUAC